UCUUCGGGUGGGCGAUCGCGUGUCGGCUCUGUUCAAGGAAUAUUCGCCCAUAUUCACAAAAAAGGAUAUAUCCUUUUGAAUAUUUUUUGCAUCAUUUUAUUUAAAAGAGACUGAUUUAAACACUAUCUGAAAGUCGAGAGCAUCCUGUAAGAGUCUUUCACAAAGAGCCGUUGACGAAUGUUCCCGCCAAAUGGGACGCCAUUUUGUUUUGUCAUCGUUUGUGCGGUGCAUGACGAUUGAAUCAUAGCAUGAUGCAUGCUUGAAAUGGCCAUUACCAUUAGAUAAAAGUGAAAUAUUCUCAUUGGCGUCGAGUUUGUGAUAAGGUGUGCCUUUGAAUCGCUUUCCAGUGCUAGUAUUCUGGCAAACCUUCUCGAGCUUCGGCGCCAUAUUGUUCUCUCGCGUGCUCCAUGAUGUCGGGAACCAGCGAGGCUGAAGCGACUCCUGGAAAGCAAAAUGGUGAAACGUUUAACGAGGAAAUGAAGGUAAGAAUGAUGGAACGAGUUUUAAAAUUUAAAGUUAAAACGUAUGAUCUUAUAAGUCAAAGAUGGAAUCUUGGAUAGGAAGCACCGCGAUCAUCGGAUCGCAAAAGCAAAUUUCUCCAUGUGGUUUUCUGAACAUUAUAACAUUUCAAUGCACGCCAGGGGCGUAGCUAGCUUUUCCAUUAUAUGUAGGCCAGGCUGACUUUCAUUUCCACAUAUCUGGAAAAUUGCACGCAUGAUUAGUACGCACUGACCUCACCAACACUUUGACCUCUGAAGCGUUUUAGUUCACCCCAACAGCGCACAGUUUAUUACAAGCUGCAGAGUGAUCAAACCAAAAAUUUGUAGGCCCGGGCCUACAGGUCUAUGGGCUGGCUCUGCCCCUGUACGCUAAAAAGGUAGAAUACGCACAUUUUGAUAUUUAUUUGGGAUUUAGUUGUGUGCACAGAUACAUUCUUAUGGAAUACUUUCUACCCCUCCACCACAACUUAACAUUCAUUCUCUACCUUCACCCCUAUGGAUGUCUGUUACAGGUCAAAUUAAUUUUUAUUGGGCUUCCCGUGAGGGCAACGACCAAUGAACAAAAAAAUGAGAAGUGAAUUUUUUUAUGUCAAAAAAAGACAAAAUAGCGGACAGAACUCACAGAAGGCUUUAGGUAUCCCAUUGCCCUUUCAAUGGGGCCAAUUACGGUUGGUGUGAUAUCUUAACGAUUUUACCGACCCAAUACAUGCAAAUGUAAAUGUAAAUUUUGCGGGAAGGGGGCCUGGUCAGGGUUGUCUGGUGAAUAGGUUUGGAAGUUGAUUUGGAAUGAACGCAAAAUUAUUGCGUUGAGUUAUUGACCCUUUAUCUAUGCUGAAUGAUUAUGUAAAUACGGUAUUCAAUGUUGUUGUUAGCCUGUGCUAAUGCCCUCCCAUGGUCCACACGGGAAAAAGUUUAACUUGUUGCAAUUCUCUCCCUGCGUGUAACAAGUCUUUCAUUACAAGAAAGGAAUAUGCUAUUUGUAGAUUGCUCCGUUAAAUAGAAACACAUUCCCUUGGAUAGUUAGAAGGGCUUAAAAUGAAAUUAAAUAACAUAAUGAAAAAGAAUAAAUAAUUUAAUUUAAUUUUAAAAAAGGAGGGUUUGUGAGUGUAUAAAAGGCUCUGUAUUUAAUGGAUUAUACUUAGUGUUUGGAAGUAACAGUCUGUUAAAAUGAUUAAAAGGAGUGUUAAUGAGAAAAAAAGUAGCAAAUACGAAAGGAUACAUCUAUUGUGAUCCAUGGGCACUUUCCAUUCAACCUACAAUUCCCAACCAUUCCAUUGGGCUAGUGGUUGGGCUAGCAGAAGGAUUAUAAUUAUAGCCUUCCCCAAUGCCUUAAAAGGAAUGAGCAAAUGCCCCAGCCUUGAAAUUUGCUAAUAAUCUCUGUCACAUCUAUGCAUUGUAUAAAUGAUUGAAACAAACAAACAGAAAAAAAUGCACUUCAUUUUUCAAGUAUCAAUGUAUUAAGCACAGGAGCACUAGUAAGGGCACUGUUUUUACAUCUCCAACUUGGCAACCCUACUGCCAUUUUCACAUGGUCAUUCGGGCAACACAAAUUCUAGCCGUUUGUAGGGCAAAGGUAGUUACGGACUGAACUUCUUCAUCAGACAUGGUCUGGUCUCAAGAAUCUAACCCCAGGACCUCCCACUCUGCAGGCCAGCAGUCUACCAAUUAAGCCAGCCUUAUUAACAGGAAAAAUAACCAGUAUUUUGCAUCUGAACUAAAACUUAACAGGAACAAAAUCAAUAAUUAAAAUGUAGAACAUAGUUACUUUAGAGUUUUCGUAGUGUUUCAGUUGAAUGCAUUAUAUAUUUUUGAUUUGUAGGAUUAUGCAAAGAGUACAAUGAAUGAAUUAUUGGGAAUGUUUGGUUAUGAAGAAGAAAUUACACGUGAAGCUGUAGAAGAACUGCAGAUCAAGUUACUUCCAGAAGAAGAUGAACAACUGAGGACCAAUGUAUUUAAUAAUACUGCAGAGUUAGAGAAGAACCAUCCUGAAGUCCCCGCCGCUGAGGAAACCCCAUAUGUGGUACAGAUUCCAGGUAGGUACACCCUAAACUUAAGCCUGGGAAAACAGCCCACAUUUUGUGAUGUCACAACUGGUUUCCCCACAAAAUAAUGUCUGAGUAACAAGCGCAGAAAUUCCAUGCUGAUGACAUGUCACUUCCAAGGUCUGGAUAGUGCUAUUGACUGGUCUUGCUGUGAGGGAAUUUUGCUUCAACCAAUCAGAAGUACUACACAUCAUCAGUAUGGAAUUUCUGCACUCAUUUCUCAGAUGUCAUUUGGCAGGGAAUUUGCUGGUGGCAUUGCAAAAUGUCAGCUGUUUUGUCAGGCUACUAAACUCAAACUUUAAAAUGAGUUCUCAUGCUCUCAAGUUUCAAAAUGUGAAAUCUGUGUUGCAGUAAUGUGACCUCCAUGCAACAAGCUCAAGUUGACAUGUAUGAAUUUGAUAUUUCUGGCAAAUUAGAAUGCAUUUUCAGGGCACGAAAUUGCACCUAAUAGUGAUGCCAAUGCACCCCAAUUUUUUGAAUUGUCAACUGGAAUUUUUGAGAGGUAAAGGUCUUUAUUUUAUGUCGGUAACUCGUAAUAAUACUUAAAUGGACUUAACUGAGGCCAAAGGUUCACUCAUUUUAACCCCUCUCUGCACCAGUGCUCUUUUUUACACAUAUUUUAGCUACUUAAAGCUACACAAAAAGGAAAGAAGUCAAAAGAAGAAUUUGAGAUCACACCUGGGAAUCAAACUCAGAACCUCUUGCACAGAAGCCGACUUUGCUUAUCCUUGCUCUUUCAUCAUGCCUUCAUGGAGGACGUCUUUGUUUUAAGAUGUGUUGAGAUAAAUCUGUAGCAGUGAUGGAAAUCCAAACAUCCUUAGUGUUCACUUGGUUCACACUCCACCUAGAAAGUCUGUUUAAUCUUGUAAUUCAAGCUCUCUGUGUUUUGAUCCUUUUAAUGUUCCCUAAUCUUACUUGGAGACAUUUCCUGAGCAUCAUUUAGGAUGAAAAUGUAUCAAUACUGAAGGUUUCAAUGCUUAAAAAUAACAGAGUAAAACCACAAGCAGAAGGCAAACCAUUGAAUUAUUGACAAAUGUGACUGCAAGCAGGACUCAAAUUCAGGACUCUCCUUUCAGGAAUUCUGCCUUAGAUCAGCUACAAAUGAUACUGCUAAUGAAUUAAUUUAGUGUGAAUGUUGAUGGCAUUCAAAUCCCUCUUUCUGGCCUCAGUUGCUCAAGACAUGGAUAAUUUACGCAAUAUUGGUUUCCCAAUACUUAUCCACUGGAUAGUAAUUUAUUUGGUGGAUAGCGCUAUCCAACAUUUUCACAAAAUCUUACUUGUUUUUUGAAGGUACUGAGAAUGACAACGUUGCAAGGGUGUUACCUUCUUCAGCUGUGAAUAAUGCAGUAAGUCAACAGUAUUAUAGCUGAUUCAGUAAGGUUGGGCAUUAGGAAGCUACAGUAUUGCAUUGUUCUGUAUACCCAAAUGCCCAAUUUCCAAUUCCCAAUUGCUUAAAGCAGCCUUUAUUGAAUCAGCUUUAUGGGCAUCUUAGUACUGAUUAGAAGAUGCUUUAUUACCAUUUUAUAGCAUAAGAGAUCAGCAGAUUUAUCUAAAUAAUGCAUUCAUGUAACCAUUUUUGUGAUGUGCUUUCCUAUACAUUCGUGAAUUUAAAAAUCUGGAAGCAAUACAACAUUCUCAGUCCAUUAUUGUAUUAUAGUACUCCUUUUUCUAGCAAUCAAUAGUUUAUGUCUGACAGCUUACCAUGGUUCAAAAUAAAAUCACAGCUUUCAACCUGAAUCUAUAGGCUUUUUUUGUCAAGGUUUAAUAUUUUUUUCUCGGCUGUCAAUAAUGAAUGAGCACGUCCCGUCAAUAGUCAACAGUGUGUUUUAUUUCGUUAGUUAAAGGAAUCAAAUGUUCAAUGCACAGAAAACAAUAUCAUGCAAUUCAUGAAAACAUGUUCAUAGAACUGAUGUUUGGGUAAUCAAUAUCAAUAAUUAUCAGUAUGACAGAUUUGGAAGGUAAAAAUGUUUGGAUCACAUACUUAGAUGAAAACUGAUUUCCAGAAAUACACUUCGUUGCACUUCUUCACUCUCAAACCAGGGUGGAGCACAAACAUGGGAAAUCCCUUUUGUCAAGCAAUAUGAAUACAAAACUGACUUUAAUUUGAAAGAGUGAAAAGGUUUCACAAACGGUACUAAACAAGUUUUUGUGCAAAAAUACACUUUAAGUCUUGAUUACACAUUGUGCAGAAACAUAAAGGUGGUAACACAACAGUUUGUCCAGACAAACUUGCAUGUUUCAUGCUUGAAUAAAUGCGUAAAAGAAUAAAUUAGUUGUUCACAGUGAACAUGAAUUCUCCUUUUCAACUUUUGCAGCAUGUUUUAAAUUUCCAAACCUUAUUCUCCUCUUUCUGCUCAUUUUAAAACAUUUCCAAAAAGUUUUUCAAAUGUUUUGUUGCUGCUUUAUUGUCUGAUAUGAAAUGUUUACUACAACAUUACCGCAACUUCGAUUUCAGUUGGCCGAUCAAAGCGGUGAAAGUCACUGGCAAGUGUGGUCAAAGUGUCAGCUGCUAUUUUGAACCCUGGUUACCAAUAGGCAAUUUUUUUAAAAAAAAGUUCUGCUUAAAGCAUUGGUCGGGUUUGAUAAAGUAUCAGAGUUGUAAGGACAAGAUAAUAAUAUUAGAUGCUGAGGGGAUUAAGAGGAUGAAUGAGGGAUUUCAAGGAGUUUAAGGUUAAAAACGUUUCAUUUGGCUCAAAGUGGGCAUAGAAAUGCACUGUAUUUAUCUUUUUAUGUGUUUGUCUUAGGCCAGUCCAGUACAGCCCCAACCCAAGACUGCUGUGAACCCAAGUGUUCCAAGUGAGACAAACAAGCCAGGGACAGCACUGGUAAGUUCUUAAUAUUCCUUUUAACAGGUAUACCUGGAAAUAUCAAACUUCUCUCUUUCUGUCCUUAUGCUUUUCUUGGUAUAUCCUUGCAAACCACUGGAAUGUCAUUGUUAAUUGUGUGUGAGAUACUGGAAUGUUAUUGUUGAAAUUAUGUUCUUAUAACCACCACUAACAGGCCAAUGGAUUUUCUGUGGUUCUAGAUAGGAUUCCUAUUGCUCAAACAAAUUUAUACUACAUUGUGAGGUUUUGUGUAAAUAUCAUGUAUGCUGUGUUAAAUUAAUUCUCUGAACUUUCUCAUUCCUGCAGCACCUCAAAUGAAAAUUCAGGAAAAAAAUGGCCUGGUUUUUAUUAAAUAUUUUAUUAUGCAAAAAUUCAUGUCCCAGAAUGAAAUGAAAUGUAUAUCUCAUACCAAUAUUUUAUUUGAAUGGUCACAAUAUAACAUUGAUCCAUAUUCAAGGCACACACAAGUGCAUCAGUUGUCUCUAUGCUGGCUCUGUCCCUGACAUCUCACGUCAUUAGAACAAAGGCUUUCUGUAAGAGCCAGGAGGCUGAUUCAGCAACAGAAAGGGAAUGUCAGUUGACAACAGGAAACCUUUCGGAAAGGACUGAAUGUGACUUCAGGUGCCCAAUUAAGUGCUACUCUUCUUUGGUAAAGCCUGUUGUUUGAUUUGUGCUCACCGUCGUCAAUUGAUGCUCCUGUUCUGUUGCUAAAUCAGCCCAUUAUUAUUUGCAUAGUACUGCACUGUACACGUACUUUCUACACUGUAGUAUGUCUCGUGGUAACGUGGUAAGUCAAACUUGCCAAACUUAAAAGCUGGUUGUAGGUUUGAUUUAUACAAGAUUUGUAUUGUAGGCUGGUAAACUAUUACUUUACACUGUAACAACCUUGUACAGUGUUAAAAAAAAAAUAACCGUUACAGUACUUUGUGCCUGGCAAACCAUAUAUGGUAAUUGUGGUAAGCUACACCUUUAAGAGGUAGCGUGGAAGAAAUGGCCUUAUAUGUCUUUGUUGAAUAUUGCAAGCAACCAAUAAUACAAUGAUGUAGCGUCAAAAUUGUGGUUUUCACUUAGUUACAGUGUAUGUUUGAUUUGGACUGUUGUUCGCAAAGCUUCAUCAAUUAAAAGUUUAGCAAUGUUAUGGAAUGUUGAAUGUAACGUAUUGUCUGGCCUUUGGCUUUCAUUCUUUUUUUUCUUGGCUUUUUCGGUAAAAAUUGCUUUUUGAGCUUAGAAUGUAAGGCCAUCACUUCCAUCUGCCCUGUGACUCUUAGAGAUAAGCACAAGGGCAGAGGUUUCAUUUUUUUAAAGAAAAACAUUUGCCUCUAUCAGUGAAAGACAAAACAAACUGUGGCAAAAAAUGUAGUUUCAAAUUUGUAGAAGGAUUCCUUUGGUGGGCUUAGGGCUUUCAAUAGCUGAAUGCAAGUUAAGGUGUCUCUUACAUGUCUUGCCGUUUACAUGAAUGUGAGAAAAAUACAUUGAAGCAUAUUCAAAUUUCUAAAACUGUGUAGCUUACUUGUAUAAUCAUCACAUCUGAUUCUUUUGCCAUACAUGGUUUGUUUUGCUUUGCUGUGAUAAGACAUGAUAAUAUUGUGACAUCAUGGCCUUUUGAAAGUUGGCAAUGUUUUGGGUUGCAGCUGUGUCUGGUUUUGCUAUAAGACAAGAUGAAAUACAGCCCUUCUUGUACGUUAACUUCACUUUAAAAAUGUUCGGGCAUUUUGGUGCUUACUACUGUGUACUUGCAGUUUUUAAGUACUACACCAUUACUUGCUUCUCUCAGACAAUGUCGUAGACCAAAAUUGGCCACAGCUGCAAUCAGUAAUUGAAACCUCUGUUCCUCUUCUCAGGCUCCUCAUUUCCUUGCCGAGCCCCCUAAUGUCAAAGGUGUGUAUUGCGUGGUGGCUAACCUUCCAGUCGUUAACAGCGGCUGCAAGACAAACAUGACAUUUAAGUUCUGGAAUUGUAUCAUGUGUUCCGAGUACUUUGUGCAGAAACCAGAAGUGGUUUUCCGUGUUGAACAUCCUCAUUUGUUCGGGAGUCAUCCUGCAUGGCUUUACCAGGCAGCAGUGUGUCAGAAAUGUCACCAGAGUCUAAAAUCAUCCAAGAAUGUUACUUUGACAGCGUCUGCUUCUCAAGAUGUUACUUCGGCAUUUUGUGGAGUAAAUGCUGCUUGUAUUGAUCAGGAGAAUGGAACAUCUUUAUCUGCACAAGUCAUGGUCACAAAAAGUGGAUCUCACGCCCCUGAAUCUGAUGUUGGUGUCUCCAUGCCAAACAGUCUUGAAAGUACAUCUAGCAUUGAGGUACCAUCCACUGCAACAACAACCGACAAGGAUGAUACUAAAAAUGUAACACGGGUUUUCUUUGAUUGUUAUAUUUGCUCAAAGCCUGUGUAUAAAAACUCGCGGCAUGGGAAAAUGCGAAGAAGCAAGUAUCCCACACUGUUUAGUAAUUUACCUGAAAGUGUUGGUUACCAAAGGGUAUGUUUUACUUGUUCUGAAAGACUUACACGUCAGAGAGACAGAUAUGUACAUGCUGGUAUUGCCGAAGAGGCCAGAGAUUAUGCUGCACACAUAAAGAUAUGGACAGGCAAAGAUUUCACCAGUAAACUUUCUUCACCAACUACUAAAAACAGUGAUUGUUCAACGUGUUUUGUGUGCGAGAAAUACAUCCCACCAAAUGUCAAUCAAGAAGUGAAGACAUUAAACAGAACCAGAUUCCCAUCACUCUUUUCAGCAGUUCCAGGUCAGAUCAUCAAGCUGUUGAUUUGUGAUUCUUGCCACAGGAAACUCUUGAAGGUCAAGAGCAGAUUUGACGAGAAUAACACAGUUGAAGAGGAGCGGGAUUAUUGGGUCUACAUCAAUAGCUGGAGAGACCGAAAAGGAUUAGAAAAUCAUCUGUACAGUACUCAUUAUAUUAUAUAAUGGAAUGUAAAGCUCUUCCUUCAAAAGAACCUUCUACAUUUAUAUGCAUUAUGUUAGGACAAAAUUUAAUAGAUUACAUUAAUUUAUUGUAUUGUUAGUCAUAUGGCAGGCCAUUUAAAAAAAGAUAAUUUAUGUUUUAAUUCUGUGAGUGCUGAAAAAGAAGAAGCAGUUGCUAUAUCCUAACACUGAGGUAAUUUCUUAAAAAAAAAAAAAAGAUUUUUAAUUAUGAAGUGUGUCACACUCAAAACAUAAGGUUUCAACUGUAGUUACAAUUAAUAUUAUUGAUUUUACAAUGUAACUUAUCAGGUCAAGUAAGAAAUACCAUCAUGUUAGUAAAUUCUUUUCUCAGUCUGUUCUUUAAGUAAAGGACUGAGUUUGUUUCUGUUAAGUUUUUUGUUCUGGCUGAGACAAGUUGGAGAAAAAGUAAGUUCUUUUAGUUACACUGAGUAUGGACUAAGAACUGGAUGUGCAAAAGAACAUGAGCAGGCUAUACAGUGGGUUUUUUAUCAGUUAAUAAUAUUUUUGAUCUGUAUAAUGUGUCUUAGUUAUUAGAAACAAUGGUUGCGAUUAAAUCAAAAAACUGAUAGCUAGUGUUCAUUGGGGUAUGCAAAGUUUGUACAUUUGUUUGUAUGGAAUACAGAAAAGGUAUAGUAAUGGGCAUUUCCUUUUUCAACAUGACCCCAAAAAUGUUCUUGCUGGAGGUACAAGAUAUUCUGAAAAAUAUUUUGCAGAAUAGUAGCAUUAAAAGUAAUAUAAUUGUUGCACUUUUCCCUACUGUAAUAUUUGCAAAAAACAUUCAAGGGUACAUCUGUUCAUUCCAAAAGGUACAUAGAGGGGACAGCAGUAAUUUUGCUUCCACUUUUGCCAGUCAGGUGGAAAGUGCUGUACUGCUGUUUAAGGUCUCCUGGGCUUUCUCCUCAUAGGUGGAGUCCACUGUAGGGCAGUCUUUGGGAGGUGUUGCUCGGGUUCAUUCUAAACCCAUACCCAAGCAGUCUCAUGCAUGUAUCUUGGCAUUAUUUUGUUCUCAUCCACCAACUGCACCAUGUCAUUCCAGAGGAUACCACAAAUCUUUUUCAGACAUCAGUGUGAAAGUCAUCUGGCCUCCUCAAACAUACAGUGUUUCCAAUAGCCCAGAGCUAGUGGACUUGCUAUAGGGCUAGUGAAUUUUGUUCUUAACUUGCCCAGUGGGCAGGUGAAGUUUUUUUAGGGAAUUCAAAUUACAGAAGAACUGUCCUGCUCAUCAAAAAGUUCUUGGGGCAAGUUAGAAUGACUUUUGUUGCAUGGCCUAGUACAUGUUAGCUACAGCUUGCCACUUUGGCAGGCUGUAAACUGACUUUCUUUGCACCCUGCUCCUCAAAGUACUCUGUACAACUCUCCAACCUUCUAAGCCAUAAUUGUACUGACUUGACAUGGCUGUCAUAAAUAUGGGCAUUGGUAUGUAGACUGUAGGGCUUAGACCUCUAGAUAUGAUACAGUGCAGCAAAACAGGUUGCACUUUUCCAAGGCCUGGUAACUAUACAUCCUAGAAGAGAUGGAAAGGUAAAGAGUGUCACACUAGCCAUUUAUUCAUGCAACUUUGGCUGCUACAAAGUUUGUGUAGAUUUAUUGUGCAGUCAUUGAUAUAGCCUGUGCCACUGAUAAAACUAAACCUCUGGUCUACGAGCUAGGGCCAAAAUCCUUGUUAUGGGCAUUCACUUGUGUAAAAUUUGAGUACAGUCUAUGGGGGCCUGUUAAAAAAGCCAUUGUUGGAUUGGCCAAUCAGAUUGAAAGGAAAUUUGAAAUGCACUUUCAGUAAUUUGAUUGUAACAUGGAUGAUACGGAACGUUACAGUGUAUGGGUGUAUUGGACAACCCUCGUAAUUUGUUGAGUCUGUUGAUCCAGAACAAGCAACUCAACCCAUGUUAUCCCAGAUGCUAGUGCAGUGUUCUUCUCAUGUUACUACUACCACUACUACUGCUACCACCACACCCACCACUACCACUACUAUCACUACUAUUACUAAUAACAGUAAUAGUAACAGUAAUAGUUAUAAUAAUAAUUUUAAAGAACCCUCGCAGAAUUUGUUCCCUUCCACUUUAUUUUUCUGUUGGCCCAAAUUGUAAGUGGUAUUUUGUGUGUUUUAAAGACUUUUUAAUCUGUAAAAAUCUCUUUUUUUCUGAGCUUGCAUGCUGGCCAGCAUUGCACUUUUUUUGACGAGAAGGUUGUUAAACCAACUCCAAGCCCUUCAGUUUUUAUUAAAGUUCAGUUGUAUUGUGUAAAGCUUGUGCGCAAUUUAAAUGUGUUUACUGUGAAUACGGCUUAGCUUGCACCACAGAAGAAACUAACCUACGAGCCUGUGCCAACCGUGUAGCAGAAAAGCCAUUGUCAAUUUACCAAUCUGGUUGCAGGAAAAUUAGAAGUGCACUCCUGGCUAUAACAUUGGUCAGGUCCAUUGGGGCCCCAGAACAAUUAGAGUCUUGGUGCAGUUUUGUAGACAUUGCUAACGGAAGUUCGAUGUAGAUUAGAUCUGUGAUGAAGGCUAAUUUCAGCUUUGACUUGAACAUUUUGAAAAAAAGAGGCAUCAUUUCAGGUUAAGAGACUUGUUUUUACACAUUAAUUAAUGAUAAUUAUUUUUGGAACAUUUUCACAUCUUUGGUAUCAAGAAUUUGGUUGAUGGAAACAUAGCAAUAAACAUAAUUUUGUUCAUGGUUCUGUGGUUGGAUGUACCUCUCAUUUCCUUACAACUUUAGCCUUGUUCCAAUAAUUUCAGGGUGAAACAGCAAAUGAAGUACACAGCUCUUCAAGCAGGAAAGAUGUGGUGGAAAGCAGUGGUGAGUACAAUUUCUUUAACAGUUUAUGACGAACAAUGGCAAUGAUAAUUUUUAAUGACAGUACGUGACCUAAGGUGGCAGGCAUUUAGUAGGCCCUCCCCUGUUUGCCUCUCUUAGGUGUCGUCCGAAUGUCCCAGUCAAACUUCUGCUAAUGGCCACCUCUCUACCAUGGCCACUUUUUUUCAUCCCAGCAGACAAAAAAUCCAUGUAUUGACUCUUGUUUAAAACCUCUCUACUGCUACAGUGGCCGCCUCUUUACAAUGGCCACUUUCUUCUGUCCCCAAGGUGGUCGUGAGGUUCAACUGCAGUUAAACCUCUUUUUCACUUUAAUUUAUAAAUUCUUUUAAUCUGAAAAAUGAGCAUUGUAACAGCAUUUUGUAGCAUAGCAGUGUAUCCAUUGCACUGUUCAGAAUAAUAUGGUUCUACCAAGUGUCAAGGCAAAGGCUUGAACCGUGAUUAGACAAGACCUGGGUAGCUAAUGGCGAGAUCAGAAAUUCGCUAACAGCAGCAGCCAGAGAUACCUUCUUUGCUGAAAUCUGAUCUCUCUGAAAUUACAUAUAAAAGAAAUAAAACUUAUUAAAUAUAAUGAUUUUUAAAAGUUUUUAACUUGCAAUAUCCUGUUGUAACUUGUGAAAUACAGUUAACCCUUUGUCUAAUACAGACAUUAGAGAGAUCUAGAAUCACAUUUACAGCAAAUGGCAAUUAGUACCUAGUGACCAAGUUUUCCCUUAACUUGCCAUUAUUUUGUUGUUUAUUAAGAAAACAAUUUUUUAAGGUAGUUUCAUGCCAAUUUCAUCUAGAACUAUUUUGGACAGUUUUUAUCUGCAGAUUAUUGAAUUUAAGAAACUGUCAACUUGAAUCUAAGGUUCACCGUUUGUCAUUGAUGUGAUUCUAAUAAUCUCUUAAUUGUCAGGGCAGAUACUCAGUUUAUAUCUUAAAAUGAGGUCCUCAUGAGGUGUCCUAUUUAAGGCUGAUUAACGUGGUAUAUCUUUAUUGCAUGGGAUGUGCUUACAAUAAGUCCACAGCAUCAGUAUCAUGCAUGUCAAACCUACAACUGACUGAGUGCGGUUGUCAUGGGUUUCUCAUUAAGUGCAUCACAUACUACUACAUUUUACAAUGCACUUUAGUCUUCAGAGAGAUCUCCAUUUUAUGGAGGCAUUGAAAGUUGACCGAAUAGAUUGUUCUGAAAGGGUUAUUUUUUGAAAUUAAAGUAACAAAGUAUGUUCUUUACAAAUAGGGGUGUCAACACCUGAUGUAUUUGUCGCAUACACUUCUUCACCGCCCAAGAAUUCAUGCCAGAAAGUUCGUCUUUGCUCAUGGUGUAAGAAAUCAACUGUGUUGAAAGAUUUUACAUCCAGUGAUGGUGAGAAGGUGGUUUCCUGCAAAGGCUUGUGCUCUGCAACGUGUUUUGAACAAGCUAUGAAAAAUAUCAAGGAGAAUGAUGUUCAUAUAACCAACACUCAGGAAAAUCUGCGAUCUCAAGGGCUACCUGGAACAAACAAAACUGGUGAGUGUUUAUCAAAGUCAACCCCCCCCCUCCCCCCCCCCAGAAGGCUUGUUUAUCUCAAGGGAAAGGUGGGGGGACUUAAAAGGGAGGAGGAAAUUAACUUUGUUCUUCUGAAAAGGGGGCUUAUUAGAGAAGGGGGGGCUAUAGAGGAUUUGUAAAACAGUAAAUGAUGGCCUGGAUAGUAGGUGUCAAAAGGGGUAGGGGACUUGGGAGGAAGGGAGAAAGGGAGGGGGCCGGGGGGUUCCCUCCCUCCCCCUUCCCCUUCCCUUUUUGUGCCUAAGUAACUGAGUGGAGUGCCUAUAAACCAGGUAAAGCAGAGAGGUACACUUCCUCUCUAAACAAAGAAUGUUUAAGAAUUUGUUCAUGCUUAGCGUGCGUAUAUCGAGUUAUGGAUGCACGUGGGAAGUUUGGAGAGCACGAAAGAUGCGUAAGAGUUGCACGAGGCGAUAGCCGAGUGCAACUCUAGCUUCUUGAGUGCUCUCCAAACUCCCCAAGUGCAUCCAUAACUCGAUAUACGCACAGCUAAAAGCAUGAGCAAAUUCUUUUAUAAUGAUAGCUGACAAAAAUGCUUGCUUUUUGAUUAACUGCAAAAUUCUCGUAACGCGCGACACAAUAACAAACGAUUCUACUGGCUGAUUACGAACACGCCACAAUCGUCUAGUUUGAAUGAAAAUAUUCUUUCUGUAAAAGUGAGAAAGAAAAUUUGCUUCUUUAUUCGUUAACGAUCAAUGGAAACUAAGCAGAAACAAAGGUAAAAGAGUCUUAAAGUUCACCUAAAGUUAAAAUAAUAACAUGUUCGUAAGAAGUCGUGGAGUAUGGUUUGGAUUUGCUGAAAAGAUGUUUACGUUUUGCUCGGUGAAAUCCAGAAAACAUGUUUUUUAGCGAAGACGACUGUCGUCCUUCUUUAAACUUAUAUUCAUUUACGAACAUUGGCUGGUCAUUACGGCUUCUUGAGAAGACCUGGCAGCAGUUGUUUUUAUGAGUAAUAAUUUAUGUCUUCUUGUGUAAUUUGUGUUGUUAUUGCGAGAUAAAUCUUCCUGGUUAAGUCGGAUUGUACGGAGAUAACAAAGUGCAUAACAAAUUUAAAAACAACAAUAAAAACGGAAAUUUUGCCUUUAAAUGUUGUUGAUGAGCAGUUGGUGUCUGUUCUGUUCCCAGUGAAUGUCUUUCAGCCAAAAUUUGCUGCAGCUCCUCUUCGACAAAUUUACGAAACGCUCAACUUGCGAGUUUUUUUUUAAUUCGGCUUUAUUUUUGCUGCUUGUUGGAUCGGGACCGAUAGAAAAAUUGGGCAGUUCUUCGCUGGUUUCUUCCAUAUUUUAAAGAGAAGGAAAAGUGCACUGCAGCGUAAAAGACGACAACUUUGCAGCCAGGUAAAAAAAAAAAUGCUCACGUCAUCUUAUUUACGCACGGGCGUCCGUAAAUAAAGAUUUUGUUCAUAGUGGCUCAAUAGGACUUAUAUAGGGCAAGCAUGCGCGCUAUGUUAUAAUAUUUGUUAUACCAGGGUUAUGUUAUGUACAAGGUUUAUGCCUGCUUGUAAGAGUGUAAUUAUAAUACUUGUGUGACUUAACUUUCCUCUGAAUCAAUCAAUCAAUCAAAAACUUUAUUUCACUUCGAAUUUCAAAAGAUAGCAUCAACUAAUGCUAAUAUCUCCAAAGGAAAAGCAGAAACAAAUAGAAAAUAAAUGACAAAGGUAAUUAGAAUAAAGUAAUACUAUAUAAUUAUUACAUACAAGUUUAAGAUACCGGUAAUGUAGAAACAAGAAAAUUAUUAUAUACAUUGUGACUACAACUGGUGAUAAAACUAAUUACAAAAGGAGCAGAAUUAUUUUAUUAUCAAAUCUAAAUGUCAAUAAUGUUCUUCUAGUCCCAGAAACAUCCUCGCCAACUGCUCCAAUCACUCGGUCAGCUUCAAGGGGAUCUGCAAACAAACGUAUGUGCCCAAUUUAGUUUCUUUGGUAAUCAGUAAAUCUCAUUCCUGCGUUUAUGUUUAAGCAUUGUUUGUCAUUGAUUUAAAUAAACUGGAUCUUUUUUUUAGCCAAGGAUGAAUCUCCUAUUCCACCUAAGAUGCCCCCAGCCCAAGGUAUGAUUUUUUCUGAUGUCAUCAGCAUUAUAUAGUUUAGCCACAUAAGGCAUGCAUAGGCCUGUAGAAGGCAAGCAAUAUGUAAAGAAAAUAUUAGCCAUCAAUAUAUGCGAAAGUGCUGGGUGGCAAAAAUCGUUAAUGAGCCUUACAUUUGUAAAUUCUUUUGUAAAAUUUUGAGUCUUAAAAAGAGAUUUUCUCCAAAACUAUUUUGGUGUACUGGGCUCAAUUUUUCAUAGAUAACUAAUACUGCUAUGCAAUUUCAAUAUUCAGAGAUGCAGCAGUAUUAUUUAUUAGUCAAUUCCAAAAUCGCUUAUGUCCCCCCAGGGCGUCUGACUUUUUUGAAAAAAUUUUCGUCAAAUUCCCUGGUAUGUUGGCAGUUUAGAUGGUCAAAUGCCUCACCAGCUAGCACUUCAAAAAGGGUCAUAUCCCCCGCCCACCAGCGACUAUUCAAAACUAUUCCAAUGCGUCAAACCGUUUAUUCAAACGUAGAUAUCCUACGAACGAAACACAACCAAAAUAUGGUCCAACAAAAUGUGAACGCAGUGCUCAUGCUGAAUGUGGAAAGAAUUGAAAGAUCCUUUUGCUUGUGAAGCUGACCACCACAGUCAAAUGCGUUACUGGGUGGGCCACAUUUUGGGUCAAGUUCCCCACUGUAUGGAGCAAAACUCCAGUCAAAUGCCUGGGGUUUGCCCAGUGGGGGGAGGGCAGUUUUGGAAUUGACUAGUACAUUAUUUUAAUAGCUUAAUUACCGAACGAUAAGUUUAUGUUAAUGAGGCAAAAAAUGUAAAGAAUGGCUGCUAACGUUGGUUUUUUUGCUUUCUUGCAUUUCAUUUAGCUGGUCCUCGUGGUGUGUUUUCUUGGAAUGAGUACCUGGCUGAAACUGGGUCAGUUGCGGCUCGGUGGCACUUUUUUAAACAGGUAGUUGCACUCACACAACUCAUUAAUUUAGCUAACAGUACUUUUGAUAGUGAAAUAUCUUGUUUCUCAGAUACUGAUGGUUAAUAGAAGUUCUUAAAGGGCCUUGUGGUAUAAGGUUGCGUUCUUGUGGCGGGUAAAAACGAUGAAAAGUAGAGGGGGACUGGGGAAAUUUUUUCCCGCUCCUUUUUACUCGCACUUAGCUCCCCACUAGGGUUCAUAAAUGUCUUAGAGGGUUCAUCAUAUUCUCGAUUCACACUGAUAAAACUUGUUUAGGUUCAACAAAACGGUGUCAUAGCCAUUACCAUGGUUUUAUGUUAACAGUUCCUAUCUAGAAUUGUAUAAACUGUCUUUCUCUCGCUUUGGGGCUAAGCUGUGGAGUGAGAUACCCUGUCACAUCUGACAUCUCUCUAAGAAUAAAUUUUAAAAAACUCUGCAAAUUACUCUUUGACAUUUUGAAUACAGAAGAUGACUAAAUUGAUAUGUCUACGCCCAAGGUUAGCAAAUCAGCCAAAAAAUAUUUCGAAAAAUGAAUUCUUUACAUACCCGUUUGUACUUUUACAAAUUGUUAUUUAGUUGUGUUAUUAAGUCCUCAACCAUAUUACGAUUUUUAUUUCAUUUAUUUAUAAACUGUAAACUUCCCUUAGUUAGCCUUUGUCUUCAUUUCUUCUUACGCAUGCACUGUCCUGCCACAAAUAGCCUUGCUAGCUGUGGGUAGUGCUUCUGUCAUUUCAUCUGCUUAUUUAUAAAGUUUUGUUGUUGUUUGUUGCCCAACAGCCCUCCCCUCUGACGAGAGCCUCUGAAGCUCAGUUUACUCAAAUUAUCUGCAAAACGAGUUUGGUGACUUUUCCCACUUCAUAAAUUAGCAGUCGUAAUCUUACUUUGGCAAAUAUCAAAAUAAAAUUGUCACUUACAAAUCGCUUUAUGUCAGAACAGGGCUUUUACACAGUUGCACUAGAUGUGUAUUUAUAUUCUUUCUUAAUUUUUUGUUCCAAAAGACCUUAUUGGUCUACUUAUUUGUUUUAUGUCCUUCUUUGCUGUAGUCUUCCACACCUCCUUACAAUGGCUUUGAAUGUAACAUGAAGCUAGAAGUGGCUGAUCCACGGAUAGUGGAUACCAUGUGUGUGGCGACAGUUGUGGGGAUGUUAGGGCCCAGGAUAAGAUGUCGAUUUGAUGGCACAGACAGUGCUAAUGAUGUCUGGCAUUUAGUGGACUCUAAAGAAAUCCACCCUGUGGGAUGGUGUGAGGGAAACGGAGGACGAUUACAACCCCCCGUGGGUAAGUAAUGAAAAACGACGGGUGUGCGUAGAAAUAACACUAACCACAGGCAGCCCAGACAUACUGUAUGAAUAAAUAGAACACUUCUUAUUUGGUGAAUGUGACCUUCGAAUGCAAAACUCGACAAAAUGCCGUUUAAAGCGUCCGGGAACAACAAGGAGAUGUUCAGUUAAAAGUACAUGUAUGUAAACUUUCUUUUGUAAUAUUUUCAUUUUUAGGCGGAAUUUAGUCCGAUACAUAAGAUCGGAGCAAACAAAGGAAAACAGAGGAAAUUUCAGUUGAAAAUUAACCAGGACGAUUAUAAAAUAGCCAAUAAUAUAAUGGAAAUAUUAAAUAUAUUUUGAUUUCUCUUCAGUCAAAUAUAGUCAACUCUCCAGCUCCGAUGCUCUUUUGUCGAUCUAUUAAUCGUGACAUAUUAUUACCGGUAUUGACAUACAAUACGUCUGGGCUACUUGUGCAGGCUCUAGUUUUAAAGAGUCUAUAUCACGCUAUUUCAGGGGCACCCAACGACUAUUUUCGGAAAAAUAUCUGUUCGGAAGACGAUUUGAGAUCUAGAAUUUUCGCAACAUUUGUUGUAAAAUUUCUUGCUUGCCUGCCUCUCCUAGGAUUUUCGAACAUGUAAAAAAUGGUAUAAUUGCCUAUUUUUAACGGAUUUUUACCCUAAAAAGGUCCCCUAGAAUUUUCGGGAGCCCUUUUUCUGGCUGAAAAAUUCGAAAAGGUAAGUUUCGAUCCCUAUAAUUUUCGGAUCAUUAGACUUUCAGCUAGGAAAUCCGAACAGAUGAAAAAUUUUUAGGGGAUAAAAAUAUGCCUUUAUCUACCGUUUAAAUACUAAAAUACGUUUAACAAUGCUAUUUUUAAGUGGUUUUGAACUAUAUUCUCGUUGGGUGCCCCUGCUAUUUGUUAUCUUUUUAAAAAGCUACAGCGUGUCUUCACACCAAUUGAAUUCAAUUCCAAAAAUAAUGGUCCAGUUUUGUUAUUUAAGACUAUAUGUAGGUGCUGAAACUGUUUCCUGUCGUCUGUUGCUACGGAUGGCAAGGAUGGAUGCGGAUUGAAACUUGAAGAAUUUGGGCCAACAUUUUCAUGUUUCAAUGCCAUUUCUUCAUAAAUCACCAAACAUUUAUUAUGGUUUGGGGUACCUGACCAAAUUUUGUGCGAUAUCUUCAUCACGACUUUUGCAGAAGCGUUGUUUGUAUGGGUAAAGGUACUACCGAUCAUUAUUUCUGAAAGGGGGUGGGGGAGGGAGAAUCAGAGGGGGAGGGGGGGUCAGGUUUAUUUUUUUAUAUCAUAUGGGUGGGUCAUUACUGAAAUAUAAAAUGAAAGGGGGUGGGUUCCAUUUUUUUUAUUAUAUUGAGACCCAUAAAGGCAGAAAAAUAAUAGUCAUUUUGAAUCUAUUACAAUGGAUUUUUGGCUUUCCUUUUUUCAAUAAAGUCAGAUUUUUAAUCAUCAAUAUCACAAAAUAAUACAUCUAUUAAGGCAAAAAUAGGAGGACAAACAACAACUACAACCAAAAUAAACAUGAAGUUCUUAUAUCAACUGAACAAUUAUUAAAUAGUAAUGUCUCUCGUAUAAGAACAAAUAACCGCAGACCUCAUCUCACAGUUUUUUAUUGAUUUGACUGAUCUUGGGACGUAAACGAACCCAUUCUGUUGUUCAUAAAGACUUGGUGACGUAGACACUCUUAGUGUGGUUAACAUGCCUGGUCUUAUCCCCCAUAAAUAGAGGGAAGACCUCAGAUAACAGUGACCUCAACCAGGUUGUGGCGUCCAGCGCUUUUAGUGAAAACAAGGGUUUGGAUGGGGUGCUCAGUCUCGCGGGCUCAUAAACCCUGGUCUCGGUCAUUCUUAUUUAAAGCUUUUCUCAAUAGAGACCUUUAGCGUCGAGGACGAGGAAGAGAUUUCGUGAAUUGAAUUCUCGAAAAAUAUAUUACCCAGAAUGCUUCAUUGUACGUUUUGUAACCAGAAACGUUAGCACGCUUAUUUUUGGUGAGGGAUGUUUAGCCCUCUCCCAGUUGAAAAUGAGAAAACUUUGAUUCUAACCGUUGAUAACUUGUUCCCCCCACAAUGACAUUCUCGCUGGAACUCGUAGUAAAUUGACGACGGCUAUCACGUUUUCCCACCAAAAUGACGUUGAUUCAUAUGUGCGCAUUACUUAGUAUUGAGAAAAUCUCAUACUCGUAGUUGUCCACGUUUUAGAAUCUAAAGGUCUCUAUCGGGUUGGUUCAUCGGGGCAAAUUCAAAAAAUACAUAAAGAAACAACGACAACAAAAACACUAUGCUGAGAGCUGUAAUAAUAAUUACUUGGGAGCUUAAAGUUACCCCGAAAAAACAACGCAAUGAUUCAUCUUUUUUGUUACAGGUUUUAAACUCGAUCCUGGAAAGUACUCUACCUUUCUUGCAAAGACUCUUACCACUGCAAAACUGGCUCCCGUAAGACUCUUUAAAAGAGUAAGUCAGCCUCACUUUAUUAAUGACGUCGCUUAAACAAUUUCAACCUGGGCAAUGGUAAGCAGCCUAGGGCUUGUUUUCCUUACUUCGCAAGUACUCCUCUAGGAAAAGUAUGCUGAUCUGUUGGGUAGUUCUUCUUUCCCCUUAUAAUCAGAGGGUACUCGUACCAAGUGGUUUACUCGCAAACUCCCUCUUAAUGCGAUGGAAUUGUCAGAGGAACGCAGGUUAGAUUAAGUAAAAAAAAUGUUCUACACCCAGGGCUCAAAAUAAAUUUGGAACAAUUGUCGGUCGUGUUGAAUGGCCAAAGAAAUUUUAGCUCGGUCUUGUCUCUCUUCUGACCGGUCGAAAUGUUAAAAAUAACACUAUAAUAACUUGACCGUACUAGCCUGGCAAGCAAAAGCAUGUCUAGUGAAAAAAGAUACUUGUCCUCUUGAAACGUAAUUGUGUGAAAGUGUAGUUUUUUUCCUGGCCCCGGUUGUUCAAACAAUGGAUAGCGCUAUCCACCGGAUAAAUCACUCUCCAGCGGAGAAGUAUUAGGGAAACCAAUUCCGUUAUCCACUGGAUAGAGAUUUAUCCGAUGGAUAUCGUUAUCCGCCUUUUGCAACUGGGGCCUCAGUCCUGUUUCAGGCCCAGAAAGCUGUUGCAUGUUUAUCGUGUCUACAAUGAAGAUCAAAGUUUCAAUAAUUUUGAAAAUGAUACUAUGAAACUAUCAGUUAACGAAGCAAAAUUGACUGAUUUGUGGGCUAGGAACUGUGCUUCUAUUCAACAAAUUUUGACUUUAAAACUUGCCCUCUGGCCCGAAAAGUUUCCGAGCCUUGCGAGAAAUGGGGCCCUGGUCGCUUAUUCAGUUUACGUGUCCGGUCAAAAUGACCAGCAAACCGAAAAUUUGUCCAAACAAAUGGUCAUCUUGGGAGUUGGCCCCAUCAUUGUCCCGUUGACCGGCCAUUAUUUUGAGCGCUGACGCCCUGGUCGUUUUUUUAAUUUAAAUCCUUGUCGUCGAGUCUUGCGUUACCAAGCUUCAGAUAAGCCAGAACCUGAUUAUUAAAGUAAACUGUUUUCUCUUUUGCCAGGAGCCAACAUCGCCAAAGGAAAAUUUCUUUGAGGUCGGCAUGAAAUUAGAAGCGCUAGAUCCUAAAAACCCACUUCUGAUAUGUGUAGCGACAGUGGCUGGAGUCGAUGGAGAUAAAAUCCGCGUUGACUUUGAUGGAUAUCUGGGUUCAGAUUAUUGGUGUAGAUAUGACUCCAGAGAUAUCUUUCCUGUUGGAUGGUGCUACUACAGUGGUCAUCCUUUACAACCACCAGGUAAACAACAUCAUCAACAACAACAGCAAUAAUAAUAAUAUUAGUUAUAUGCAGUGCUUCGCUUUCCAUAGUUUCAAGGGGCUGGCGCGUUUUCCCGUUUUUUUUUGGUCGCACGUUGUUCAGUUUCCCGCCCUUUUCAUUAGCUGCGCAUUAUUUUCCGCGCUCCUGUUUUGAUUGCAUUUCCUGCUUUUUCUUUGGGUGACGAAGUUCGUUUCUCAAGUUUGGCUAGCUAGUUGUUUUCCCAUUUUUACAAGCACCAUGGUCUCUACACGACGUCUCAUCAUCGUAUUCCUCUAUUUAUUUAUUUCGUUCAGCGUUGCAUCAGCUGCACGUUUCCCCGCUUUCUACUGUUUUUCUUGUGUUGUGGCUAUUUCAUUCCAGUGGUUUGCGGUUUAUUCUUUCCCGCGCUUUUUCCUGUCUUUUAAGUUUGCUUACAUGCUGUAUUUCCGCACCUGCGCUUUUUAACUUUUGCCAUGCUUUCUACAGUCGGUAAUUGCUCGUUUUGGCGCCUUUUCGUGAUAUGCUGUACUUCUCUCGUGCUCUCCCGCUCUCUUUUGGGUACACUUUCCCCGACCCUUCCAUGAAAACUACGUGUUUCACUGCGAGUAUCCAGCACAUUUUUUAACACCUGCAUCUGCAAAUUACCCCUUGAACAAUAGGAUUUUAGGUGAUGUCUACUUGGAGGUAGGAAGAUCUUAGUACCAGGAAGAUCCUAGAAGGCGGAACAACUUUUCGUUGGGUUCACAUGCAGAAAUUUUGGUCCGUCUGGGUAACAGCAGAGAAGGAAUUAAAGAUUAAAGAUAACCCACUGAACGACCCGCCGCUAUUUUUUUGAGGUUUAUCCUUAGGACUAAGAUCUUCCUAGCGAACGCGAUCCGUUCUUUGGAUUAGUAUCUUCUUACCUCUCCGCUGGGAAGAUCCUAGUACAGUCGAACCUCCACUAACGUCCACCUCUCCAUAACACCCGCUUCUUUAUAACGGCCAUUUUUUUGUGUUCCCAAGGUGGCCGCUGUGGAGAGCUUCGACUGUACUGGGAAAAUCCUAGCGCUGGGGAAAAUUGCAACUUUAGGUUUCUGGGAAACUGCCCACCUACCCCUCCCCUAAGCCAUCAUUUUGCCCUAUGUGAGAAGUAAGUGUUAACGUUAGCUUAGGGGAGGGGUAGGUGGGCAGUUUCCCAGUAACCUAAAUUGAUACCAACUUUUUCUUUUAUGUAAACUGAAUACAGAACUCAUAUAGCGAUGUUCCUGGUGUAGUAUCUUCCUCCCUCCAUGUAAACAGACCCUUAUCCGCCUUAGUAAAGACAACAGUAAAAUAAAAUGAACUACUGUAAUAAACGGCAUUAACUUUCGCUGGAAUUGUCCCACAGCAUUUUCCCACAAUCUCAAAACUGGUGCACAUUAGACAGUUACAUAAUAAUGUCAGCCCGGUUGAUUCUAAGGGGCUGUUUAUAUGAUACCGGAAUGACUUUUAUUCCGGAAUUAGCUUCAUUGCAGAGUGAAGUUCAUACUGCUUUCACAUGAUAAAAUAGACCGGCUUAGCCUAAAGCGUUCUAACUCUCGUGGUUUUCGCGCCGAUCAGAUACGCAUGCGCCACACGCCCUAGACUACAUGAUAUGCGAUUUAGUUCGAUCUCAGUUUACAUGAUACCACAAUGAAAUUUCGUACGAGAACGAGAAUUUCAUUCAGAUUAAAAACCGGAUUGACUUUACAGGAACGAAAUUUCGAUACAAAUAUGACCGGGAAUGAACUCGUUCAAGAAUGAAAGUCAUUCCGGUAUCAUGUGAACAGCCCCUAACAGGAUGGCGAAGGAAGAUAGUAUUUUACUUGUUGAGAGAAAAGCUAGUAACUAAUAUUAUUUCUACGAUAUAAUUUUUUUGUAUUCAAGGUAAAACGAAGAAGGCUUUGAAGCAUUUAAAGUAAGUAAAAUCACCUCUGUUCAGUUUUUGUAAUUCAACCUUCUGUGGUGUUCGUUGCUUACGAAAAAACCUUUUUUGUAGUGCCAAAACAAAAGAAAAACUGCCCGAGAAACCCACAAAACCAGAAAAACCAGAAAAGCCUGACAAACAAGAAAAAAAGAAGUCUCAAACUACCUCUCCAGUACAACCGGUACCACCAACAACCAAACCCACCCCCACCCCCACCCCCACGGUCAGUACACCUUCUACUACUCGCCGUGAGUCGCCGUCAUCUUACUUGUCUUCAGCCUGCGAUGGGGAUGACUUGAUACUUUCUUACACGGUUCAAGUGUUCAUUAACCACGGCUGCUACCCAGGCCCGCACCUGAGCCGAGCGAAAGUGUUGGGACUACCAAGCUGCUUUCGAGGCACUGUGUUAAACGUGGCUAGAGACUGCUUUCAGUCGAUUGUAAACGCUGGAAUUGAACCUGUGACGGUGUUUGGGAUUCUGAAGCCGGGCGCCGGCAAAACAAAGAUCACCGUCAGCAACGGCAAGCGCACAUUAAGUUGCUUUCUACAGAGCAUGGAUCGAGUGUCGAGAUUUUGGUGCGUGUUGGACAAGUUAGCAGAGAAUCUCAAGUGCUGCGAAAACAUGUUCAGCGGAGAUCGCAUCUCUGGAAAAUGUCCUAAAUGCGGCGGAAGUGGUAAGAGUCUAAGUAAUCGUACUUUUCAAGCGUAAUAUGACGUGUUUUAAGACGGAAUUCAUCAGGAACUUGAGUAAUUUUAAUAUUCAGUGGACAAUAAUCUUGUACCAGAAUAAAUUAAAAAAUAUCGCAUUCUUUUUUACGUUUUUCAAGGGCUAGAGGUGUAAUAAAUCAUCUGUAGUAACACCAAAGAAAAUAUCUCAUGGAAGUCCGAGAAAAUGAAUGCCAAAUUUCACAAGAAUUGUGAUUACACGGGUAAAAUUCUCAAAAUUUCAUGUGUAAGAUGUCAUUUUGUGAAAUUUGACAUUUGUUUUCUCGGGCUCUCAUAAGAAAUUUUUUUCGGUGUUACUGCAGAUGAUUUAUUACAUUUUUAGCCCUUGAAAAACGUAAGAAAGAAUGGAAUAUACUUUAAAUUAUUCUGGUAAAAGUUUUUUGUCUACUGAAAAUCAAAAUUACUCGAUGUCUUGGUGGAUUCCGUCUUAAAGCCCCGUGCAAACGGACAAAACAUUGUUAGCGAACAACUCCCAACAUUGUUGGAUGUUACAUGUUGCGUCCGCUUACACACCCUGUGGCAUGGUGUUGCGUGUUGUUGGGAGUUGUUGCGCAAAGUUUGAAACCGGUCAAACAUUGUUGGGAGUCGUUCCGUCCGUUUGCACGUAGCUUAAAAUUGUCCCGGAUCGAACCCCGUUACUAAGACACGGAGCGGACAUUAGAAGGUGUCCGUAUUAAGUGCGGGUCAUGUAAUUGGAUAAAAGAAGAAAUAGUUCGUUUCUAUGGAAAAAAUACUAAGGAAAAACAAGAGAAAUCAUUACUUAAAUUACAAACAACACUCUGCAUGACUAAUUUGUUGCCAAAAAGUCGGAGAAUGGGGUCUAGAUUUAUCCCGUCUACUGUAACAUUGACAUGCUGUCAUCCGAAGGGUUUUGUACCUCAAGAAAAAGUAGGGCUUAUUGCAGCAGACAGUUUACAAAGAAGUGUCCUUAUUAUUGCGGUUAACUUUCUGGGAGAAUUGGUUGAUUAUACUAGAAAAACGUGUCCGUUUCCCGCAUAAACGGUUCAGUUUCCGUAUUAAGCGGUUGAAUUAGAGAAAAAGUAAGGGCUCUUUCCCCAGGGACAAAGAAAACGGUGGGUCGAUAUUAAGCGGGUGUCCGUAAAGAGGGGUUCGACUGAAGUCAGCUUGCGUAACAGGCACCGAAAGGGGUUGGGGGAGGGAAAUAGAAGGUUUCUCUGUUUCUGUUAGCGUUUUUUCCCUUCCCCUCCCCUCCCGGUUUUACGCCCGCUAAGCAGGCUUUUCUGGUAAAAAACAAUGGGUCCGUUUUACACGCUUCAUCACCAUUGGUUUAUUAAAGAGGGGUGCGACUGAACCUCUAACCGCAGUUUGCGGUUAACGGUUCGACGUUCAAACAUAAUUCGAUUUAGAUUGGCGGUGGAUUAAAGAAGGGAUUCUGAAUUUAUUUUUUAGAAAUGAAACAAAUAUCAAUCAGUGAAAAUAAAAGAAAUUUACGGUAACACUGGGUUAUCUAGCAGUAAAGAGCUGUAAAUUUUACAUUAGUUCUUCUUAUAAAUUUACGGCCGACAUUUUGAAUUGAAUGGCACGCAAUAGGAUUUAUCAAAUUUAGCAGGAAUUUUUCUGUUAAUGGAUAAAGUGCACAAGAUUUUCGUACGGUACGUGGGAUAAAACAAGAAUUAUACGCCUUUCAGGUAAAUGGCAUACGUGAAAAAUUUUGAAAACACGUCUUAAACCUCAAACGUGACGCAUCACCAGGUUUGAUCUAAAACUUUAUUAACUUUGCCUAUGUGGGGCCGCUACAUGUAAAUUUGAUUGUAGUUUGAAUGAUUGUUUUCAUCAGCGCCAAGACGCAACACUGUUCUGCCAGAUUCACCUCCAGCAACCUCACAGGUGAAUGCCGCGAGCUCCUUCAAGAGAAGUGCAAACAAGGAUCGAGAUCUAGAGGAAGUCAAGCGUACGCGGAUUACAAUUGAUGAUGACGAUGAUGGUAAUGAUGAUGACGGUAAGGUUAAAUAACAUUUGAUUGCACAUUGUAUUUUCUCACAUCCUGGACCCUGGCCUCAAUCAACAACUCAAGAAGUUCAUUUUGUUUAUAAUGCCGAUGAUGCGUCCUUAUUCGCCAUGGAACUUGAGAAAUUACCUUAGACUUUCCCACAAGUCGAGCUCAAAAUUUUUCUCGAGCGCAAAGCGCGACCUAGAAAUUUUCCCACUACCGGAACCGGAAACGAGAAGCGAAGGUCUUUGAGAAAGUCUGAAAUUACCUGUGAAUGUCAAAAUCACAGCCUUGUGUCAAACAAUUUGUCUCGCAAGCAUGAUAUCAGACGUUACAAACAACAAAAAAGAACUUUGAAAAUUGUUAGGCUAACAAGUUUUCAAAAUCCACAAUUUCAAUCCGCUUGUUCAUCCCUUCCUGCUUUUGUGUUUACUGUGUUGUUGAUAGCUUCAUUAAACCUGUUGAGCAGUUGUUUUUAUGUUUCACUUAAUUUUAUGGCAGUCUUCACUGUUUAAGCCUUUCACUGCCAAAUGUAGCCGAAGGCAAAUUCCUACCAAAUUUCCAAAUUUCAUUUUCUAAAAUUUUGAGAAACAAAUAGCAUCAUGUGAAAGUACAGACAGAGGGCUUUCAUUUGAAUGGUCACAUCUUAGGAUUUCGUGUGCAUACUCCAAAGUUAGAGUCACCUUACAAAACUCCAUCAAAGACUCUGGCAGUGAAAGGGUUAAAUUUUGAUAAAUUUCAUGACACAGCUCCUUUAACGUAAAGGUUCUGUUUAGUGUCUCAUGACUUGAUAGCAUAUUCCUUCCUCUUCGUUUUUAUUAUCACCAUCAUAAUCAUAAGUAGGUGAAACAAUGUCAUCCGGGUGAGUGUAGUCCUGAGACGAGAACGAGUACUAGUACGAGACUUAACUUAAAGUUUUUGUGCGUGUUCUAAAAAAAGACACCUUGGAAAAGUUUCAUUUUACUUUUUUUUCACUAAAAUGGUUAGUACGCUUAUUUAUACUGAAGGAAGUUCUUAACCCCUCUCCGAUAGCAAAAUAAUAACACUUCUUACAUUUGAUAACUUGUUCCCGCUACUCCGACAUUCUCGCUAAAACUCAUAGUAGAAUGACGACGGCUACCACAUUUUCCCGCCAAAAUGACGCUGGUUCACACGUGAGCAAUACUCAGUAUUGAGAAAAUCUCGUACUCGUAGUCGUCGUCGUCUCAGAAUCUAAAGCUCUCUAUUGUGUUAUCUGGGUGGAAUCAGACAUUUUUUGUUAUCUUAUCAGAUGUGAGUUCUGCAAAAGUCGGGUCCACGUCACCUCCUACAACGUGGUCUGUGGAUGAGGUGGUUAAGUUCAUAGAGAAAUCUGAGCUUGCGGAACAUGCGGAUAUGUUCAAAAAACACGUGAGUAAAUUUGCAAGUUAUGAAUACAAAUCUUCCUUUCCACCCCCCCCCCCCCUCUUUCACCUGACCCCACAGCUCUUGGGAACUUUCGGUCUAGCCCUCAUGGCAAGCUUGCACCCCGAGAAAGGCUGAAAGUUAGGGUGAGGAAGGUCAUCUCAUUUCACGACCCUUGCACAGGGAUACAACUACUUUUGGGGUAGGUUUAGGCACCCGGUUAUGGCGGAAUCCCCGAGCCCCUUUAGCCCCGAAAUAUUGCUGAAAUUUUGUUGACAUCUUGAUGACGGGGGACAGUUUAUGCCCUAGCGUCUAAAAUCCAAAGUUUGAAUCAUUUCCAGUGCAAGGAGACUGUUUUGACGUGUCUAAGUCUAAUCCCUUCUUUCUGGGAUAGGUUUUCUCAACCAGGGAUUUAUAAAAACCCCUUGGUACUGAUUUUCGUCCAUGCUCUAGCGCUUUUCGAGUAAGGGCUUUGGUCUGUGACGUCCUAAUCAUACCCAGUUUUUAAUGCACCGAAAUGUGGAUCGUCUUUGACAACACAACAACUUUGAAAGCCUUACAGUCCUUACAGCCCUAUUUCCAGAUGUGAGAUCCACCCACUCCUUUCUUUCUCAACAGGAAAUAGAUGGCAAAGCACUGCUUCUUUUAACCCGAGAAAUGAUAAUGUCCUACAUGGGCCUCAAGCUUGGACCUGCCAUCAAACUGUUGGGCUGUAUAGAGGAUUUAAAACCCAAGAAAUCAAGAUGAAACAUUUACUUGGAUGCUUACAUUUCAUUCUGCGGAGCGAGCUUGAUACCUUCUUUCCAAAAAAACCUUGUGAGAACGUUUUUUCGUGUUGG
Molecule: messenger RNA, 27440 nt
Organism: Porites lobata
Lineage: Eukaryota; Metazoa; Cnidaria; Anthozoa; Scleractinia; Poritidae
Source: the annotation of a GenBank genome assembly